This is a messenger RNA of Capsaspora owczarzaki ATCC 30864, 3509 nucleotides long. RefSeq lists its product as hypothetical. The coding region runs from base 20 to 3421 and encodes 1133 amino acids. The record is from RefSeq and is a predicted model, not a curated record. NCBI's taxonomy places the organism in Eukaryota, Filasterea, Ministeriida, Capsasporidae. Gene Ontology annotation, cellular component: SCAR complex. The transcript is spliced from 10 exons. Gene Ontology annotation, biological process: cell morphogenesis; cell migration; cell projection assembly.
GUUUCUCAUACUUUCAAAGAUGGUCAAGUUUGAUGCCAAGUUUGCCGAGAAGCUCUCGAUCCUGUCUCACCACAGCGUGGGCAUCCUGACCCGCCUGUACAACCUCAAACAGACGUUUGAAAACCCAGAGACCCGACCGUCGUUCCUCUCAGACAAGGUCAUCGAGCCCGUCCUCAAGAACAUGGUCAAAAAGUUCCCGUUGAUCGACAACACAAAGACCAUGUCAACCCCAAUCCCUGCACGACGCGUCGAGAUCGCCAAGGUGCUCGAGCCGCACUACUACACGCUCCUCGAUGCACUCGAGUUCAAGGACGUGGCUGCGGAUCUGCUCACCUCGCUCGGCUCGACCGUGUCGGCCUGCAACCUGGCCGCCAACUUCCACCUGACGCGCGGCUUCCUCGACCUCCUGGUCAACUACGCCUCCGCCAUGAUCAUCUUGUCGCGCGUCGAAGACCGCAAGGUGAUUGCUGCCCUGUACUGCACGACGCACGAGCUGAGCGCCAGCUCGGCCGAGCCCAACUAUGGCCGCCUCUCCCAGUGGCUCUCCGACUAUGAGCUUCCCAUUCGCCGCCUGUCGGACGACUUUCAGGGCAUUUCGCGCUUUAUCGCCUCGGCCAUCAUGUCGUGCCGCAGCCACUACGGCCGCUUCCACAUCCAGGCCGCCCUGCUCCGCCAGUCCAACAUUUUCCACAUGCUCACGAGCCGCACCGACCUGCUGGUGCCGACCCACACCACCGAGGUUCUCAGCGACGUGUUUGUCUCGCUCGAUCGCAUGACCAGCUGGAUUGUGAUUGGCUUUCUGCUGUGCCCAGCCGAGCUCGACCACUCUGAGACGAGCGAUCUGCUCCGCGUCGCCCUCAUUGACGGCUUUAUCACGCCUCUCUUCCGCGACGAGGUGCUGCACAUCCACGCAGAGUACGAAACCACUGCGGCCUUCUACAAGACCACCGGCCGGUUGACCAAGCUCAAGCAGCUCGUUUCCGACUGCGCUGCCUUCGCCGUUCAGUCCAGCGGUGGCUUUCACCGCGAGCGUCGCCACUUUUUCCGCCAGAGCAUCCAAGACCUCCAGCUCUUGUUCACCGACAAGCCGGGUCUCCUGGGCCCAAAGCUGCCCAGCCUGCUGAUUGUCAUGGGCCUCGCGCGCGACGAGGUCAUCUGGUACUUCCGCCACUGCGAAGCCGCUCCUCCCAAGACCCGCGGCAAGUACAAGGACACAGAGUACCGCGACAACACGAUUAGCGAGCUCAUUUUCUGGCUCAAGGAGGCCGCCGCCCUGGUCAAGUCGUCCGAGACCAUUCUGCGUCAAUACUAUGGCGAGUUUUUGGCCGGAUACGAUCUCGAGCUGCUCCGCGACGCAGUGUCCAACAUUCCAUGCCCGGAGGAAGAGUCGACUUUGAUUACCUCGUUUGUCGACCUCCUCAGCGGCCUCUCGCCCGCCACGCUGGCCUCCAAUCCGCCCUCCUUUGCCGGGCUGCGUCUCGACUGGUUCCGCCUCCAAGCCCUCAUGUCUGUCAACAAGGCGCCCGUGCAGCUGGCCAGCUACCCAGAGCUCACCUUGUACAUGAAUCUGAUUUCCUUCCAUUCCUACGGUGUCGACGCUGUGGACGAGCUUGUUCGGCAAACCUCGUCGCUCACCGGACUGGUCGCCUACCGCCGCGAGCUCAUCAAGCACUUUGAGCCGUGCAUGAACACGCCUCGCCAGUCGCGAUACUCGUUCGUCUUCCCCGCCAUUUGCGGCGAGUUCCCCUUGGCAGCCCACGAGUUUUUGGCCGAGGAGCGCGCCCUCCUGGGCCAAGUGAGCGUCAGCCUUGCAGACAAGUUCCUGGAGCACAUUGCGUCGAACACGGCCCGCACCGUCCACCAGUACUGUAUGGAGCACGUGCGGAUGGGCCACGAGCUGCUGCCCGUCACUGGCACCCAAACCCUCAUUGCCGCCUUCAACGAAAAGGUGGCUGCCGCCAAGGAGGCUGGCCGCAAGCCCACGCGCAAGGCGGUCGCCCCGCCGCAGCUGCUCGCGCGCAACCCGACCGUCAUUGCGCACUUAUCCGAGUUGCACUUUUCCCUGGCCGAUCUGUGCUGGUCCAUCAGCCACGACAGAACGCUGCGCGUCUUUGACACUGACUUUUGCCCUCGCGAAUACCUCGUCGAGGCGCUGCAAAAGCUCUUUUCCGGCGCUGUCGUCGGUCUGAUGGGUUUCCGCGACGAGGAGCACCGGAUCAACCGCCCCUCGAUCCUUCUGCAAGCGACUCUUGCGUACAUGGAGGGGUUGUUUUCGCUCGAGAAUUAUGUCGAUAUCAAUAUGCUCGAGCUCUUCUACAACGUCCUCCAAGAACAAACGCAGCUGAAGGACCGCAACGGCAAGCCGACAGUCGCCACUGGCUACUCGACGUGGUACAUGGACUUUUUGACGCGUCAGGUGGACACUGGCCACUAUGCCUACUCGGCUCUUCGUAAGAGCUUUGUGAGCCGUCAGGACGUUCCGUUCAAGGCCGAGCAGUUUACCGAUCUGCCCGAAUUGAUGUCACUCUGCCAGCUCAUCGGCCCUUACGGCGUGCGAAGCUUGGAUGAGAUGAUUAUGAAGAUUUUGACUGCCGAGGUUGGUCAGAUCAAGGGCUAUGUCAUGAACAACCAAGACGGCCUGCAGAUUCUCCAAAAGUCAUGGCACGACGCUGCUCGCUGCGCUGACGUGCUCAAGAAGCUGAAGAACGUCGACGAGCUCAUUGUUCGCUCGUUGCGAAUUGGCGCCCUGCUGAGCUUCCGUUCGCUGCUCACCGAGGCUCUCUCGCUGGUGCUUGCCACGCGCGCUCCUUUGAUCGCCAGUUGCGUGAAGGACAUGCACGAGUUCUUCCCGGAUGUCCGCGAUCCUUUGUUUGCCCAAGCUGUCGACCGUAUUGCGUUGUUGGCCGGCAUGACCAUCGACAUUGAUCCUGUUAUUUCCGACGCGCUCAAGGAGCAUUGCAUGAACCCUGACUACGAUUUCAAAGUCUGGAACCUCCUGCUCGUCUUCUUUGCCGCUUCGUUGUGCACCCUUUCGACCCGCGAGACGUCCAUCUACAAGCCGGCGCUCGAAGCAAACGCAAACAACGCGCACUGCCUGCCGUUGGUCAUCCACAACCUGUCCUCCACCCUCUUGUCCCUGACCGCCGAGGCCGAUCAGCACAUUCCCGAGUGCCAGAAAGAGUUUUUGACGAUUGCAUCCGUCUUGUUGAUGCGACAGCGCGCGGACGCCAACAGCACCAGCAAGGACGCGCCGAAAGAACUCGACUCGAUUGUCAUUAUUCUCGACAAGUUUGUCCAAAUGUCGCCCUUCCUCAACGCCGAGGAGCUGGAAGAGUGCCUGCCCUACACGCUUCUGCAGGCUUCGUACAGUGUUCUGCAUCAGCGACGGGCUCCCACCGGCAGCAAGAAUGUUGGGUUUUGAUUCUGCUUCUUUUUGUGGUUUUGUUGUUUUCGGUGCGAAAAUUACUGGUGCGAAAUUUUGUCCUGGGACUAGCGUUGUAAUACAAAUG